Lycium barbarum (goji berry) is the source of this 1266-nucleotide messenger RNA. RefSeq lists its product as uncharacterized. The transcript has 2 exons. The record is from RefSeq and is a predicted model, not a curated record. The coding region runs from base 1 to 1266 and encodes 421 amino acids. NCBI's taxonomy places the organism in Eukaryota, Viridiplantae, Streptophyta, Magnoliopsida, Solanales, Solanaceae. Gene Ontology annotation, molecular function: catalytic activity.
AUGAAGAUAGAAACUUGGAAUGUUAGGGGGUUUAAUAAGAUCUUCAAGCAUAAAGAGUAUUUGAAGGUCAGGAAUAAUGUGCACUUUGAUAUUAUUGCUAUUAUUGAACAUAGAGUUAGCUUAGAUAAUGUUAGUAAUAUAAUAAAGAAGAUUGCCUUUGGAUGUCAUUGGAAGCAUAACUAUAACACUGAUGGAAGAGGCAGAAUAUGGCUGCUAUGGAACCCUACCAAUGUCAAUGUUACAGUGUUGCAGACAACUAAUCAGUUUAUCCAUUGUAUGGCUGAGACAGUUAAUGGUUGUUUGAGGCUCGAGUUCACUGCUAUUUAUAGUUUGCACACUAUAGAGGAUAGGAAAGGACUAUGGAGUGGGUUGGAGGCCAUGGCACCACCGAUCUGUAAUCCUUGGCUCAUCAUGGGUGAUUUCAAUGCUAUAUUAAAGGGGGAGGAUAGGAUUGGUAGACCAGUGAUUGAUGCUGAAACUAAAGACUUUGCCCAUUUCCUGGAUAAUUAUGGUGUGACUGAACUUAAAAUAGUGGGACGGUUCUUCACAUGGACUAAUAUUCAUGUGCAUAGUAAGAUUGAUAUAGCCUUGGUUAAUGCAAAUUGGUUAAACAAGUGGACUCAGUUGGAGGCAGUGGCGCAUGACCCUUAUUUCUCAGAUCAUUCCCUCCUAACUGUCACUAUUGAAGAGUACCACGGGAGACAAGCUACGCCAUUCAAAUUCCUAAAUUGUUUAGCUGGCCACCAAGACUUUAACACUAUUAUUGAGGAUAUAUGGUCAGUUCAUGUCCAAGGCAGUCAUACAGAGAGAGUUUGGAAGAUGAAGAAGCUGAAUACCAAAGAGUUCUCAAAGGUGGAGUUCAAAGUGAGAAGUGCUAGGCAACAACUUCAUGAUAUACAACUGCAGUUGAGGACUACCUUUGAUGACCCUCAAUUGUAUGAUAGAGAGAAGGCUCUUAAAGGUGAAUUGGAGAAAUGGAGCAUGAUUGAGGAGAGUAUUAUGAAGCAAAAUGUCAAAAACAGAAUCAGCACCAACCAUAUUAAUAGGCUUGUGUCAGAGAAUGGUACAAUUGUUCAGGAUGCUGAGGGAAUAGAGAAAGAGGUGGUGGCAUUCUACUCAAAACUGUUUGGUUCCAGGGAAGAUUCCUUAAAAGCCAUAGAUCCUAGAGUAAUGUCCAAUGGGCCUAAACUGGAUAGGGCACAACAACUGAAGCUUGUGGAGCCAAUUUCUACAGAGGAGAUAGUUGAAGGGUUACAAGGGAUAUAA